Molecule: messenger RNA, 3150 nt
Organism: Cercospora beticola
Lineage: Eukaryota; Fungi; Ascomycota; Dothideomycetes; Mycosphaerellales; Mycosphaerellaceae
Source: RefSeq, a predicted model, not a curated record
AUGGCUGCAGACGUUGCGCAAUACCUGCACGCCACUUUGUAUCGGUUCAACGAACAGGCCAGGGCUGAGGUCGUGACUCGAUUUCGCAAGGCAAUUGGGGAUGACGAGAUCAAUAUCUCCUACUCGUCCAUCACUGACGUAUUCUUUCUUCAAUGCGAUUCUCAGCAAGGCGCCGCGGCCGACUUCGAGCUCAAUCGAGUCAUCAAUGAAUACAUCAAUGAGGAAAUCCAAACAGCCGAGAAGGAAGAUCGUGUACCUCAUAUCGUUCGCUUCCCGGAAAGCAACUUCGAUGACCUGGCCGUAGUGGACGAGGGCAAAGAGCGACCUGAUAGUUCACGCCUCGCGCGACAACCACGAAGCUCUAUUCCUCGCACGCAGAUUGUCAUCGCACCGGAAGACGAAGCAAAAGUGGUGAAGUUGUUCCCGCUCCACGAGCUUCAAGCCCAUGGGCUACUGGAAAGAUGUCUGGCGUCACUCACCAACAAGUCCGAGACGCUUCUUAACACAGGCCUCGUUUGUCGCGCGGCGCGAUGGUGUCCGCAAGACGGUCACAUCUUCAAUGGACGUACCGCUGGCCGCAGCUCCGUGUCAGUCUCCGAGCAGACCUUGGACCUGCCCCCCUUUGGGAUUUUUUUUGACCGCAGAGAAGGAGUGCAGCUCCUUGAGCCACCAAACACCAAUCGAGAGGAAAACACUACCGUCAAACAGUGGCUCGAAGGCAUCGGCCAGACGCGACAGGGGCCAUUGGACGCCAGCGUGGACAUCCCAAAGGACGCGAAGCAACACUUAGCUUCGGCUCAAACACACACUGCCGGACGUGCUCGUGUGGUGAAAGGCUUAGCUAUCGUGCCAGCCGAUCAGGCUUCUGACAAAUCGGGAGAAUCGUCAGAGAGCGAAAGUGACGACGAUGACUUUGCAGCGAUACUCCAACCAACGUCCACUCCGAGCAUGGUCCCAUUCAGGGAAACAAGCAAGAGGCAAGCUCUAAACACUGGAGAUAGCGCGAAGCAUCACCCGUCGCUACAAGCCUCUGCCGUAAACACCAGUAACGGUCCUUUGUUACGCGAUCUCAAGAAGGAACACAUCGUUGGCGAUGUUCAUUCUUGCGGAACGUCUGUUCUACACGAUAUGAGCAUGCUUGUACCAGAACGCAGUAUACUGAGCCACGAAGGCCGCUCUACUGCGCCUUCCACACGAGCUGUGAAACUAAGAACGAGUCAGGAAGAGCAGAAUUCGGAGCAGGAAUGGGCCACAGACAAGACACAUGCAAAGGUUGAUCCGAUUGGGCUGUUAUCUAACCCAGCGAAUACUGCACGGUGGCAGAAUGAGAAUUACGUCGCUGUGGAUCGCAAGAGCAAAGCGAAGGAAAGCCGACUGAAACCCCGAGGCAAACAGCUGGCGGACUUGUCGUCAAUCGCUGAGACUCGUCCUCACUUACGAGGCGCAGACCCCAGCCACUCAUUCGACCCCCGAGGCGACACGGGCACAGGCUCAGACCUGGCGAGCUCUGCAGCAAAGGAACAGGCUAACCGCGACGCUGAAGGUGCGGCUGUGCCCUGGUCGAUGUCAGUCGCUCACACAUGGCAGAAGACUGGCCGACUGAUUGACCCUGGGUCUCCGGAGCCAGGCUUGCAAUCAGUCAACGUGCCUCCAGGACUGAAAGGAGGGCCGGAAACUCAUCAGGAACAGCACAAAGAGGCAUCGACAGGCGUGAACACCACUGGUAUUCUUGUUGAGUUCGGAGAAGUCGCAGACCAGGAUCGUGCUGCGCAAAAUCCUGUCCAACCAGCACCACAGUUGCUUUCAGGAUCCCGCCCUCCACUUCAGCAAGGGCCUGGAGACCUCGAUGCGUUUCAAGUCGGGUCAGCACGUGGAGACCAAGGAGAGGAUACAAUCGUCGAGAGCAUCCAGCGGCUGCCCAAGAACUACGCCAAGCGGCACAACACGAUGCGGCAGAAAGCUGGAAAGAACGUCAAAGGCAAGAAGGGCAAAAAGAUGGCCGCAGACCAGAAGUUCAAGGCACAGUUGGAGCUGCCCGAUCCUGUGCCAGCCCCGAAGAGAAAGCAGCAUAUCCCGGGAAUCGCGAAAGUCGCCGUGCGAGAGACCGUUACUGGUACCAGUAAUGCUCAGACUCCGAGUGAUAACACUACACAACCUGCGAGACUGAAGCCGUCGACAAGGAUCACGAAGGACAACCAUGCGUUCGGUGAACUGCUACAAAGUGAGAAGCAGAAGCAAGAGGCGCAUGAUGAUGACAAUGAUGCGUCGCCACAUCCGCCAAAGUUGAUCGCUCGCUUGGGGUUGUUACUGCUUCGCCUAGACGAGAGAAAUCAGGAGUUUGACCGUAGCGCCACGGAUCCGAUCUCGAUGCAGACGAGUCUACGCGAGAUCAACCCACGCACACAUUUCUUGCCGAGAUUGACAACUUGCUCCGUUGAUGCUGCGAGUCUUAUCGACAGAGUACUCGUCAUCGGAGAUGCCGCAGUAUCUCAGUUUUCGUCCUCGCGUUUUGAGCUCAUUAUUCGGGAAACGGCCACAGGAAAACUCUUGAAACUCACACUCUCCGCAACAGAGCAGGACGGUGAGCCCGGGCAAUAUACUGUCAAGGCAAAUGAGCAUACACGCCUGGGAGAAGCAUGCUGCCACCUCGUUGCGCAUGUGUGGGAUGCGCAGGUGUCUCUUGUGCAGCCUGCCCCGGAUUAUGCAUUUCCGUCGCCAGAAGCCAUCAACGACUUCAUUGCAUCGAUGGCAACAGAUGAGACGCCGCCCUCUUUUCGAGCGCAGACAUCGAACGGUGUCUUCACACUUGAGAAAGUGCUCGCAAAGCGUAUUAUCGAGAUUCAAAAGCCAGGAAUGUCGUUCCAGCUGUGCGAGAUCCAAGAUCUCGUGACCGAGUAUCAGGACCUUGGCAGCUACAACUUUCGUGCGUUGGCACGGUCGCGGGAGGAGAUGAUAGAAGAGCAGAGAUAUUGGUUUGAAGCACAGUGGGAGACCACUGACCUCUCGCGAGCCGAUGACCUGCAGCUCUAUGUGAACGAGACAAUUCAGCAGAUGGACAACAUUGGCCUUAAGAAUCAGGGGCCUUACGUUGUGUCACAAGACUACCGCUCAGAUGACGAGUCGGAGGUGGUUGAACAGCCUUUCUGGUGA